AUGUUUGAAAUAUUGUUUGAAUAUGGUUCGAUGAUAAGAAAAUUUCUUGGAAGCAUUUAUCAAAAUUAUUUCAUUGGAAAAAACAAAAAUGAUCGUUGUGCAUGGGUAACAUUAAUUUGUAAUGAUGAAUAUUUACCAGGUGUAUUAGCUUUAGUACGUUCAUUAAAACGAUCGAAAACAAUUUAUCCACUAGUAGUUAUAAUUGUUGAAGAUAACGUAUCACAAGAUGCUCAACAACAAAUAAAAAAUGAAGAAUGUUCUAUAAAAUAUGUUCAAGGUUUAUAUCCAAAUCAAGAAUUAUCAGAUUUGGCUGCUCAACAUUUCAUGUUCGCAUGGACUAAAUUACGAGCAUUUCAAAUGACUGAUAUUGCUGAUAAAUGCGUUUUUCUUGAUAGUGAUAUGAUUGUUUUACAAAAUCUCGAUGAAGUAUUUCAAUUAGAAGAUGAUCCUGAUUUUGCAGCUGUUCAAACAUGUAUUUGUAAUCCAGGUAAAAUCUCGACUUAUCCGGAAUUUUGGAAUCCAUCUAAUUGUCCAUAUAGUCAUAAUGAUUUAUCAACUAUUGAUGAUCGAGGUCGAAUGUUUAAUGGUGGAUUCUUUUUAUUUCAUCCAAAUGAAAAUGUUUUUCAAGAAAUGUUAAAAUGUUUAAAUACAUGGGAUUUAAGUCAAUUUAAAUUUGCUGAACAAGAUUUUUUGAACAAAUUUUAUGAAAAAAACUGGAAAUCUUUACCAUCGAUUUAUAAUGCAUUGAAAACAUUUUCUAUUACUCAUCCAAAUAUAUGGGAUUUAUCAAAGAUAAAAAUUAUUCAUUAUUUAAAUGCAAAACCAUGGAAUAAAGCAGAUCCAAGAAAUCAACUAUAUGAAAAUAUUAAUCAAUUAUGGUGGGACGCAUUGGAAUAUAAAUCAAAUUGA
Molecule: messenger RNA, 909 nt
Organism: Rotaria sp. Silwood1
Lineage: Eukaryota; Metazoa; Rotifera; Eurotatoria; Philodinida; Philodinidae
Source: the annotation of a GenBank genome assembly